GAGCGCGAGCGACAUUUUCUGUUAGCGAAUUGGAAACAAAUUGCAUCUUUCGACUGCAUUUUCAUGUAAAGGUUCAACAACACCUCUCUUAAUCAUUAUCACUCCGCUUUUCCCAAGUUAACCAUCGAACGCUGAAAUCAUUUCAAUAGAAAUAUGAGUUAAAAGUUAUUUGUAUUGCAUGUUUUACAAUUGCAUGUUAUAUGGAUAGAAUUCUUUUCAAAAAAGAAAAGCGAUCAUUUGCUUUCCCACAAGCCUGUUCUUCUUGAGAAUUUACAUAACAGUGUUAUUUUGGUCUUCUGUGAACUGCCUACUUGCUGGGAUCCGGACCACUAGCGAGAGACACUCGUGUCUAUUUCAUCCGGGUAUUUUAAUAGAGGACAGUGAUCAGUCCAAGGUGCGUGUGACGUCGACACUGGUCACACUGCUACUUAAAGCAAGUCCUUUCUGUUCCCAGCCUCUCCCACUCCAGAGAAGCCAGCACAAGCAGCAUUGAUCAGCAGCCCCUCAGUAAGUGAUGUUGCUGAGCAAUACUCCCCCUCCCAGUCUCUGCCACCAUCUUCAAAACCAAUGACGACAUGGAUGCUGUUGUAGAAGUCUGGAAUGGGAUGAAAAAAGAACAGGGUCAUCACCAUGGCAACAACAUGCCCUUUGACCCACCUCUGAAUGAGUCCUCACACCCAAGAGAGGCACCAUGGCACACAUGUACAGGCAACCCAGUCUCAUGCCUGCAGUGGAAGGAAGACUGGAGCAUCAGCCAACUCCAGAGCUGAAGUGGCACAUCUCUAAGCAGGACUCAGAGGUUUGGGGGUCGUCACUGCCAGAUGGUAAACAAAGGGAAAUGAGACGAGAUAACCAUUUUUCAGAGUGUUGUCAGGACAGUUCGGAACUGUUAGAGAACACUGUAGCAGACGAUAACAAGGAAAUAAGGCUCAGAGUCUCGGAUUCAGACUUAAACAAUAACGAGAUGAACCUCAGUCUCUCAGAGACAGAUUUCAACAAUAAUGACGAGAUAAACUUAAGAGGAUCGGAAUCAGACAUACCAUCAGAGACUACACUAGACCUAUCUACAACAGGAUGUCAAGUCAUGGCAUCAGUGGUACACAGGGCCAAGGGUACAAAACGGCUCAACUCUGAGAAGACUGCAGUGUUAGGUACACUGGACAAACUGAAAAAUGCUUCUAACAUUUCCUCUGAUUCAGACAGCAGUGUUAUCAAGAAAAGAAAAAUGUCAAAAUAUCAAAAUGCAAAACCUUAUUCUUCAGUGGAAAGUAAAACUGUAACUAAACACAAGAAUGUGACAUCUAGGGUUGACAGUAAUAAGGACAAAUCCACAAGGAAAACUCCUGUAAAAGAAAUAAAUACCCCCAGAAAGAAAAUACUAAAGAAAAGAAGAGUUCUGAAUCUACUCAAGUCAGGUUCAAAACUGAAAAGCUCAAACUCUUCAAAACCAAACAGUUGUGAGGUGGUUGAUAAGGAGGGCUUUUCUAACUGUUUGCCUCAGAAGAGAGAGCAAGAAAAGUCUAACUACAAUCCUAAAUUUACUGAAAAAAUGGAUGAGAUACUGUUGGAUGAUAUGGAUGGAACUGAAGACACAAAUGAACAGUUAUCAGUAAAAGGUAAAGGAGAGUCCAGGUAUAGCUGCCGUGCAUACUCUGUCUCUAAGAACAGAGCCAGCAAUGACACAGACAGAGAAAUAGAAGCACACGAAAGUCACAAAGAAGUUGCACGUAAAAGUCCAAGGUCGCAGGACAAAUUAACUCCAAAAUACAUGUCAUCAUACGACAUUUCUUUUCGAGAGUCAGAGAGUGAUUCAUUCUUCAAUUGCAAGGACUGUAAUGAUGUUGACUUAGCGUUGAGCUCAUUCUAUAUCAGGAACAGAAAAAUAUGAAUUCCAAAUAAUACAAUGCAUCAAAGUUACUCUAUAUAUAUAGCAGAUGUUUUGUUCAGGGUUUAUUCCCUUGUAAUGGCCACAAUUUGAUUCAUUUUUCUUUAGAAAUAAAGGAUCUAAAGGAAGAACUGACUGAAACCUCUGCUUGGAGGUCUGCACUAUG
Branchiostoma belcheri (Belcher's lancelet) is the source of this 2051-nucleotide messenger RNA. RefSeq lists its product as uncharacterized. Bases 692 to 1888 code for a protein of 398 amino acids. The record is from RefSeq and is a predicted model, not a curated record. The transcript has 2 exons. Lineage: Eukaryota; Metazoa; Chordata; Leptocardii; Amphioxiformes; Branchiostomatidae.